Molecule: messenger RNA, 2328 nt
Organism: Trichoderma breve
Lineage: Eukaryota; Fungi; Ascomycota; Sordariomycetes; Hypocreales; Hypocreaceae
Exons: 2
Coding region: 1-2328 (775 amino acids)
Source: RefSeq, a predicted model, not a curated record
AUGUGUGACAACAUACCAACCGACUUGGCCUUGUCCAUCGCCAGUUGCACUACCCACGUUGAGGAGGAAGCGCAGCAACGAGCCUUGUGGGCUAUCCCUGAAGAAGAGCCCAACACUGUGACUCAUGAGCCUCUCCAGCAACAGGAAGAGGAUGGCAAGCUGCAAAACUUACGUCAAUAUCUUGCGUCAUGCCACAAUAUGAAUAGAGCAGCUCAAACCAUUAACGGCGAUUCGUGCUGUUCUCAAGCCACUACACUUCAACCGGACGGCAAAGUGUAUCCCGCACAAAUUGUUUUGUCUCCUGAUUUCAUGGACAAGCAAAUGGAGGUCUGGAAGAAGGUGCUGGCAGACGACAACUCAGCCCUCUUGCAGAAGAUGUUCCCUUCAAUGGAACAAGUACAUGAUGAAUAUUUCUCCAUGGAGCCCAUCAACGGCCACCCGACACUCUGCGUCUUUGAGCGACUUGGUAUAUCCAAGGCCGUCAUGAAUCUGCUUCACGGAGUGUUGGAAGACCAACUCCUCAGCAGAGCCGUUGGCCUCACCGGAGACAUAACCUUCUGUGUCUACUCCAACACCGAGUGUGGUCGAACUUUUCCUGUUGUUGGAAUCGAGUACAGGCCAUCUGAUCCGCCCAUGGUGCAAGAGAUUGCCACAGCCUUGGUCGAGGAUAUUGUUCCGGAGCGCGAUGUCAUUGGAAGAGAGGAUGACACGUUUACCUUUGUGUCAUCGUCCAAGCAGGUCGUUACUGCUGCCAUCACUCAAAUAUUUGACCGCAUGGUGAAGUUGGGUGUGGCGUACGGGUACAUCUACACGGGAGAUGCCAUCAUCUUCCUGGAGAUUCACGACGACCCGUCUAUCGUGCACUACUAUGUCGGCAUCCCCGACAUUGACGUCUGUGAUGAAGACGAAUCAACUCUGCGCUACUCUGCUGUCGGUCAAAUCUUUGCAUUCAUGAUCAGAGCGAUGCAAGCGGGACCCCGUUCGGUGCAGUGGCAGGACAGAAUUGCAACCCUUGACGUCUGGAGGAGCAGCCGCAGCGAGGCACUGCUCAACAUGCCGUCGCAUCAGAGUGCCCCAGGCUCCUCAAGCGCUACUAGCGUUGGCGAUGAGGUGAUGAAUGAUGUCGACGCAGAGUACGAACAGGUCGGUGAAAAUGAUGAAGAGAAUGAAAACGACGAAAACAACAAUCAGGAUGACGAGGACGAGUAUGAAGAGUAUGACGAUUAUUACCUCGACAUUGACGAGGACAUGUACGUGGCCGUUGACAUCAAUCUCGUAUGGGGACAAGAUGGAGAGCUUGUGCCCCAGAGAGACGAAGAUCAACAAUACGCAUGCCAGCAUGGAGAAGAAGGCUUUGUCGAUGACGGCAAACAAACCUAUUGGUUCGUAGAUGGCGAGGUCAUUGUUAGUGACAUUCGACAGCGCCAAUACUGCACCCAAGAGUGCCUGCUUGGUUUGACCAAUGGCUCCUCUCUGGACCAAGCUUGCCCCAAUGUCGAUAAGCAUGGAGAUGAGCACAUCAGCAAUCUUGAGUUUCUCCGGCUUGUUCAGAGCCAGCUUGCCCGCACUCGUCACGUAUCUGGCUGUUGCGUCUCGCUUGACCUGAAAGGCUCCCUGGGAGCCAUGUUCAAGGUCAUGAUUCCCACUCAUGGUUACACAUUUGUUGCCAAGGGUGUCACGGAAGAAAACGUGCCUCGUCUGUUGCGUGAAGGCGACACCUACACUCGGCUCAGAGACGUCCAAGGAGGAUGCGUCCCCGUCUAUCUCGGCAUUGUUCAGCUUGAAGCGACGUUCGACCACGAUAGCACCGCUUACAGCCACUUCAUGCUUCUCAGCUGGGCCGGUCGGUCUGUGGAAAAGCUCCAGCAAUCUCAAGCAAGCCAUGGCUUUGUCAAUUCCACGCGCAGGGCUUACACGGAACUGCACAAUGCCGGCCUGGUUCACAACGGCGCAGAGCUGGGUAACAUGCUCUACAAUCCUCAACUUGAUAGAAUCAUGCUUGUGGACUUUGAGCACGCAUCCAUCUACGAAUGCCACGUCGCAGAGUUUGAGUACCGCGAUACCAGCCGCAGCCACUGCGCCACUAUCGAGGAGGUGGAAGACGAAGAGGAGGCUGGUGGCAGUAGCGACAACAAGAGUGACGAUGAUGGCUUCGUCCACAUCCAUAACCACACCCCCGGCCACAGCCACAGCGGUGGUCUCAGACGAGUCAACAGAUGCGAGAAUCUGCGUAGGGAGUUUGAGGCCGCGUCUGAGCGAGAGAUGAACCGCGCAGUCAAUCUGAUGGAGGUCCUCGCUCCAACGCUGCGCCCGUGGCAGAUCGUUUAG